Messenger RNA from Fonsecaea multimorphosa CBS 102226, 951 nucleotides. RefSeq lists its product as uncharacterized. NCBI's taxonomy places the organism in Eukaryota, Fungi, Ascomycota, Eurotiomycetes, Chaetothyriales, Herpotrichiellaceae. Gene Ontology annotation, molecular function: structural constituent of ribosome. Gene Ontology annotation, biological process: translation. The transcript has 2 exons. Gene Ontology annotation, cellular component: ribosome. The record is from RefSeq and is a predicted model, not a curated record. Bases 1 to 951 code for a protein of 316 amino acids.
AUGCCGCCGCGACUUUCUGCUACUGCCGCAAGCAGCAUCUUCAAUCUGACCAGUCUCCUUCAGAGCUUGCCCGCAACCACACGGAAUCAAGCACUCACAAAGUGCUCUACUUGCCUCUUCUCCACCACAGCUCCUCUAGAAGCGAAGCGGACAAGAAAACGAAAAGUCAGGAAGCAUGUCGACCCAUAUCGGCUGGCACAGGCCCGGCAGCGCAAAUCAGCAAAUUUAGCACGACAAAAAGUGUUGCAAGCAGAACGCGAACUCGCCCUCGGUGACCCCGUCCGAUCACGACCGACUCCGUUUGUCAAUUCCCUGCAGGCAAAUGCUCCUAUCUCUACAAUCAAAGAGUCCUAUCUGAACUAUUUCCUCAAACCAGAGGAUGUGCAAAAGUCUCUAGAAUACUCCAAAUGGCUUACUGAGCCUCUUCCAGAAACCAGCCCUAUCGUUGGGGCCGAAGCAAGGCUUGCUGAAAAAAUUAAGGAACAUGCCGCUUCCCACGGAAAUGCCUCGAAGGCUCUGCUGGCUAUUGCCUCGCUAGAGAACGCUAGCAGCAAAGAUCGCACACGCAUCAACAUUCAACGAUGCAUCGAAGAGUUUGGCCGCCAUAACACCGAAGGAGUUCUUGCGCCAGGGCUUCAGAGCAAGCAAAACACUCGCAAGGAAGUUGAAGACACCGACACCAGUGCCAUCGCUGUUCCGAAGCGGAUCGGCGCAGACACUGGAUCUCCUGAAGUUCAAAUUGCGAUUCUGACGGCAAAAAUAAAUGUUCUUGCGAACAACCUGCACAAGAAGGACAAAAGCAACAAGAGGCGAUUGAGAAUGAUGGUGCACAAGAGACAAAAGUUGAUGGCCUACCUAAGAAGGCAAGACCGAGGCGGGCCAAGAUGGCAGAAUGUUGUGGAGAAACUUGGGCUCAACGACGCCAUGUGGAAAGGAGAGAUCAGCUUGUAA